AUGAUCCUCUGUACGAAUAAAAUGGAGUACCCCCUAAGAACCCAGUUCCAGCGAGUCCAGAAACAGGUAGGUUAAAAUUGUCAAGAGGGAGAAAAGAGCCUACUCCAGAUAGUUGGACACAAUCAGAGCUAACGGCUAACUGUGUAGCCUGAGUGACGUUCAUUCAUUUAUUAAAACGGUAACUUUACGUUUUCAAAAACAACCCCCGCUGCUUAACCAGCUCUUCAGUUUUAACUCUUUCCGUUUACUUUUGUAGCUUCGUAUUAGUUGUUUUUGGCAGCUCAAAGCAGCUGUGUAAGAUGAUAAAAGGGGGGCUGUGAACACUUCUUUCAGUCACUAAACUUUUGACAAACAGCAGCUGCGGUUCGCUGCUGAGCGAAAAGUAGCCGUAACAAACUUCCUAAAGGCUGCGAGCUAAUUCAGUUAACACACAACCGAGUAAAAAAUACAGUUUAAAUCUUGUACAAGUUAUUUUCUAAUGAGUAAAUACAUGUUUAAGUGUCGUUUCUCUCACUGCAAGGAAACGUUUUAUCUCCACAGCCGUUUGAAUGUCAUUUACCGUUAAAGUUCGUCAUAUCGGUGACAGUUUUGAACGUUAAGAUUACGUUAAGAACGUUAAAAUCUGCCGUGUAACGUUAAUAAUGUCCGUAACACACCACUGCAAAGACGACUCUGGCUUUGUUGUCUCUGCGAGGCUGGUUUUAAACGUUUUAAACCAUCAAUUUUAAUAUAUCGCACUGAUUUUAAGAAGCACAACGCUGAGAUGGAGUUAAAGUGAGAGAGCGAUGCUUCAAGACAAGAAACCUGACGAUGACAUCAUCCGAGGGUUUGGAGAAAGUGUCAAUCAAGCAGCUUGUUGGCUGUGAAGUAAUGCAGAGAUAUUUAUUCACUAUAAAUACGACAGGGAUGAGGCUGUGAAGGGACAGGGCUUCAUUGAAGGGUUUCGAUCGAAGGAUAUUGUUGAGUUGAAAUUGCAUGAAGUGCUUCCACUGUUCGUCGACUUCUUAUUGUGCUGUUUUCUUGCUGGCUGAACUGGACUGCCAAUCAAAGUUGUUUUUCUCCUGUGUCGCUGCAUUUUCACUUUGCGACAGAAGGGGGGCGCCGUCUCAAGUCCAAAAAGACAGGUUUGCUGCAGAUUAGAGCGCAGAAAUGGAGCAAAAACAGGCAGGAAUGUGAGCAGCAAGGGAUUCAAACCCCCUACUUUGAUUUCAAGUACAUUUAGUGUUUCUUUUCUUUUCUCUGACCCCCUUUCUUGCUUUUUAUCCACAUUGUUAGACAGCAGACUCUCUUAAGUGUUUGACCUCUUGAUGGUUCUGUUGCAUCUGCAGGCUGCCUGUUAAACAACUAGAUAUUUUGCAGACUAGAACAACCAACUCUACUGUAAUAACCUCAACCCUCCUUGUUUGUUUGUGAAUUAGGUCUUUUGUGACUUCAUCUCCCUCUCACUCUACCUGCCUGCUGAGUUUUCUGACAGGUCCAGUCCCUCACUGGCUGCACUGGGGCUCAGAUUUCUGUCUCGGGUUUUUUCUUUUAUUUUUUUAUCCUGCAGCACUGUAUUUUGUUUGUCUUGUUUGUGUUGUAUGCGCUGUCCUGCCCAGCAGCUCCUUUUCCCUCCCCUCUCCUCCCUUCUCCAAACAUCUUUGGGCUGCAGCUGGUUUGUUUUUGGGCUACUCCCUGAGUUCAGGUUGCAGAGACAAAAUCGUCCCCUGGCUGCUUGUGUUUCCGGCCAGGACGCCAGCGCAUGAUAAGAACAGACCCCCCGUCCAGGCUCAAUUGGAAUGCAGAUUGAAUGUCGUCGGCCUGUAUCUGCAGCAGCCCCCCCCUCCUGCAGCCCACCAAUACCAUGCAUGCUUACAGACAGACACCACAUGUGCACAUGCACGUCUCGUUUCAUACUGACACAUUUACCCUUGGAGGCCUGCUAGCAUCAUUUUCUCACUUCUUUGUGUGUCGUCUCCUCCUUCCUCUUGCCUGCACAGUACUGCUGUUUUGCUUGUCAGCCUGCUAUCAAAGCCUGUCUUUGUCUCCUUUUACCUUUCCUCCCCACGGUGACGUCACUCCUGUUUUUCAUUUCAUCCAUGCCUCUUGCUCCUUUCUGAUCAAUAACCAAAUGACCUCUCCUGUGGCCAAGGCUUUUUUUAUUUUUGAAUGUCAAAUGAUCUGCACCUGUGAAUACCUUCAAACAACCAGCCCUCUGUUCCUUGUUUAUUUUCCGGAUUUUUCUCAGCCAAGCCACAAGUUUGUAUUGGUCUUGUGAUUUGAAUACAGCAGUGUUUUAAUGUCGACAUUUUUGUUUCGCUUUGUCACCCUGAGGCUUGUUGUUUCCCUCAGAAGAAAUGGUUUUAUUUUCAAAUCAGUUGCUGCUGGGCAUACUGUAAGCAGAAUCAAUAGGUUUAUGUGCACAAAGCCUUUAUGUGCAUGUGCUCCGUCAGACUGUUAGGAUCAGAAAAUGCUUUGUAAUACCACACACAGUUGCCCUGAUGAUGAUUCGUUCCAUUUUGUUUUAUAAAUCCACCCACACUUGCUUGUUACCAGAUGUCUUUUCGUUCGUUUCAUGCAGUUGUUUCUUCAUGUGGGUGGACAAUAAGGAGUGUAUCGCCUCAUCAGAGGAAUUGCUGCGUGCUGCUUUUGUGUGUGUGUGUGUUUUUUAAAUGAAGCAUCAUAGAUGAGCUCAUGAGCGCAGCUUAAAGAAAAAAAGGACUGCAUAAACCUUUGUCUUUUAGAAUAUUGAUUGGGUCUGAUGGGAAUCUUCCAAACAUAUAGUAUGACGGCUCAGUAGUCUGUAUAUGUUAUUGGAUUUAAACUCAGCAAUUUAGACUGAUAAGAAAUGAGAAAAACGCCUUUCAUCAAACAUCAAUUCCUUACUGUUUUAAUUGUCUGAAUGUAGAAAUUGCUGAGUCGUAGUUUUAUUUGUAUGUCCAAGUGUCAGCAGACUCAGUCAAAGCUGUGGGAUGUGUCACUUCCUGCUGUGAGACACACAAACUGUAGUUCCUGUUUCAAUUUGACUUUAUCUUCAUCACAUUUGUCCAGACAUGUUUAUGAGAGUGCUCUUUCUUAUUGUGUGAUGCCAGUGAUGACAAAUCCCAUCUCCCCACUUUUCAGAGGAGUAAGUGCUGUUGUUUAUUUGACAGCAGAUUUGAUAGCAGGAAAGAUUCAGUGAAUAGCUUUUGAUUUGUGGUUUAUUUGAUGCGUAUGUCUUUUUAUUAUUUUUACUAAGGCCUGACUGAUAUGGAUUUUUGGGGGCCGAUGCCGAUACCGAUUAUUAGGGGGGAAAAAAUCUGAUAACCUAUUAAUUGGCCGAUUUUUUAAUAUUGUUAUUAAGUUAUCAGGAAGUUAUAAGCACGCCGUCGAUCGGUGCCUCUGCAUCUUAACUCACAUUACUAAUUUCCGGUCUGGUCUCAUCUGGAGACAUGCAGCUGCCUCGGUAAGAGAAGUAGCUCGAUCACGUAAUGUCUAUUGUUGUUUAUUCUACCGUUACUGGCACGGCUAACAGUGUAGCAAGGCUAAUAGCAGGUGGCUAACUCUAACUUUAGCUUGCACAUUACAUGGUGCUUCACCGUUAACUUGGCGUGAGCGAGACCAGCACAGCGGGGAACAUCGUGAAGUGGGUUGAACUUAAACUUGUUGACUUAUUGUGUAUUUCACAAACUGGUUUAUUUACCGUUGAGGCGGACCGCUCUCCUCCGUGCGUCCCUGAGCUGCCUGCUUCAGAUCCGUCACUCUGCUGUGCUGUGAGGUAGUUAGUGGAUGAAGAUUGUCAUGAGGUCGCUGCGCCAUCUACAGGAUAAGUUGAGGAACUUUUCAAAUGGCAGAAUAUUUUCGAAGUGAAACUGAAUCUUAUUCUCACCAUUUUAUUUCUGGAAAUAUCGGCAAAAAUCUGCGAGUUUUGGCCGAUUACCGAUUAGUCUCAAAUGGGCUAAAAUUGGCCGCUUUAAUAAGCUCGCCGAUAAAUCGGUCAGGCCCUAGUUUUUACUGUAUUUAGGUAUAAGUACAGUAAAAACCUUACCUUACCUCAUCAUCUGUUGUUCAUCGCCUUAUUCAUUCAUUCAUCCAGUGUUUCUCUCUGGUAUUUAAAUUGUGUACAUUGUCUAUAGUUUUAUUUUCUUCUCCCUUUUAAUCCCAUGGGGGAUUAAUAAAGGAAUAUUCUGUUCUAUUCUAUAAAUGUAGUUGGUUUAUGAAAAGUAAAGAAGUAACAGAGCCUUGUGUGGGCAGUGGGAAGAGAAGCACGAUUCCUUAUAACACUUAAAUCGGUCAUCUUAUUUUGAAGUGGUUGCACAAUCACAAUAACUGUAACUUGAUGUUAAAUUGAUCCUGCACACCCUUGAACACAAUUUUUCUUGCCCUUACUCUGCUCAAAAACAGCCGUAGCAGCGAGGCCCCUCAUGAGCUCGGUCUUUCUCUGGAGCGCUUCAGCUGGGUGAACACCUGUGUUGUCGCUCAUUACAUCCCACUCUGAUAGAGUUUUUGUCAUCGCUCUGGUGGGAGUGGCAGUGUGGUUUUUACACAAAACCUGAGAUGGAUAUUUCCCCAGAAAUCCUUGACAGCUGCAGAUUUCUGUCGAGAUCAUAAGUCAAGUUUUGUUUUUGUUUCAUGUGAUUUGAAAGCCCAAAAAAGCACAUUGAUGCCAGAGCCAGGCAAAUACAUCUGCAAAAUUAUAUAAUUCACACAUUCAGCGUGUAGGCUUAUAAAUAUAUGAAUAGAAAUGCUGCACCACUAUGCCAAAGUGGUGUUCGUGGUGAGGAUUACAACACUUAUUAUCAGUGUUAACAGCUUGUAUGGAAAGGAUAUUUUUCUAUUUUGAUUUUUUCUUAAGGACCUUCUAAUCAAAAACUAUUUUACCCAAUCUCAUGUCAUAAAUGUAAUUAACAUUUCAUCCUCACAACGUUGAUACAGUGAGCUUAAAUAUAGCAGAUUAGUAAAAAUCUGUUUGUACUAUUUUAUAAACAAUCCAUCCUUUGCUUACAGUGAUUUCAGGGAGCGCUAUUGUCAUUAAAACAUACCUCCUGAUAGCGUUCACCAGAAUUUCUGUAUCUGUACCUGAAAUUUGUUUUUAUUUCAAAAGAAAAUGAACGUCUGUGACCCUUGUGACCCUUCUGUCUUCAACAUCCGGCUCAGGGGAUUCAUGAUCGGUGUUGUUGUUUGAGAAAGGAACUGAACAGUCCGAUCAUUCAUACCUGAUAUUGCAGUGCCAGCUGGAAAUAUUCCUGCUAUGUGUUCCCUAUAGGUUGCACUCAAUGCAUGUUUUCAGUAAAAUGUAGGCCUCCCAAAUACUGCCAUUCUACCACCAACGAGCCGUAACCUAGAUUCUGCAAAUCGGCAUACUAAUCAGUUGCUCUUGUGUUUGCAGAGAGGUACUUGUGUAAAUGCGCUGUUGUUGGUGGGUCUAUGAUUGGCAGGCACCUAUUUGCUCCAAGUACCCAGCAUUUCCCCGUGGACUUCAGCUGACUCGAGAGGCUCUGUAUCUGAGCGUGUGCUCCUCGUUGUCUCGCUGUUUUUAUUUUCCUCUUGAUUCCUUGAGCUCAUUUUCUUUCUUUCCUUACAUGAACAAUAAGUUGUGAUGCUUCUGAGCAGCAGCCUGUGGUUAAUUUGUUAAAUGUGUUGUAUGUUAGCGUGUCUUUGGAGAUUUAACUGUAUGUGGGUCAAGAGGUGGAGCUUCUUACAGAACCAGGAGGAAGCCCUCAUCCGCUGCAGGGAGAAGUGAAAUACCACAUGGAGCUACCAGCCACAUAAACAUGGGGCUGAGUGCCAAAGGGCUGUACAGGGCUAAAAUUAAAUAAGAAGGUGUGCUGGUCUCCAUUUAUCCUCUUCUAUCUGAGACACCAGUUGAGAUGCAUGGAUUUGAUUAAACAGUGAUGAUCCUAAAGAGCAAGUUUGAGUGUUUAAAACGAGUUCCCACCAACAUUCAUACAGUCCAAACCCAGGGAAACCAUUUGGCUCUGAUCAGCGCUGAGCACUCAGGUUCUGCACUCGGGGAAACUGACCGCUUGCCCCAUGCUGAGCCCCCAAACACCUUUUCUUAAGAGGCCAUUGUGUGACGGCUAGAGAGGUAAUAAAUGGUUAGAGGGGCAGGCCAACCAACUUCCCUUCUCACAUGGGUCCCUUUGAGUUGGCUCCAGGCUCCUCAGCCCUGUCCCUCCCAUGUUUAUGUGUUUGGUUUCAUCCAUUUCAUUGCUGCUGCAGCUUUGUUUCCAAGGCAACUUUCACAUCACUUUCUUCAUCAUGAAGGUGGUUUUUAAUUUCAACUGAGAGGUGUCUGAAUUGACUGAACCAGCAUUGAAUUCGCAGAAGUUGAACUUUAGGCCUUCUUGUGAAUGUAAUGAUACUGUCAUGGAUUUCUCCCAGUGGCGCACUUCUGUUUUAUUUGGAGAAAAAGUAUUGCCUGGAAUGUGCUUACUUGCCAGUGGCUUCUGUAUCACAGCACUGUGGCCGCUGUGCUUCCAAGAGCGCCUGUCUUCGUCUGAUUUAAGCACGGAGCAUGACUCCCGUCCAAGGCACAGUCCGAGCUAUCACAUGGUGCGGACAAGUCCAACCUCAUCCACUGCCAACCUGCUUUGGCUGCAAAAUGAGUUCUAAUAUUUCCACUCAUGGAUAUCAGUGUUUAUAAAGAAGUGUCCUAGAUAGACGGAGUCCUUUCUUUGCCAGCUAAGUAUUGGAGAAGUUUAAAAGCUAUCAGUGACCUAUUUUCCAACCCUUUGGACUUGUUUGACAAACAGUCAAAACACAAAGCUAUCUGUUUGCAUCGGUAAAGAAAAAAAAACAAGAGUUAUCUGUAUUUAAAUCUUGGGGGAUUUUUCUUUUGUAAAAUGUCUGGUAAAAUAUUCCUUUUCCUUGUUUGUGUAGGUGAUGGUGAACGGUGAGAGAGAGCGGGUUUCGUUGCUGUUCAUGAAGGCUCUGGUCAGCAGGGGGAGCGUGGACGCCGUGUCCCAGCAGAUGGCCUCUCACCCUCAGUAUCUGGAGAGCUUCCUGCGCACACAGCACUACAUCCUGCACAUGGACGGCCCCCUGCCCCUGCCAUAUCGCCAUUACAUCGCCAUCAUGGUCAGUCACCAGGCCUUUGUUGUUGUUGCACCUCGCUAGUCGUCAUCCCCCCACUGCGCACAAUGCUAAACCAACACAGAAUCGUGUAACAGGCUUGUUUUUUGAUUAGUUAACUUCCUUCCUUUUUCAUUUCCUUGAGGGAACUAAAGUUUUAUCCAAUCUCUAAUCUAAAUCUUCCUGCUAAACUUUCCUUUUCUUAUAAUUGUCAGGCUGCUGCACAACAUCACUGCAACUACCUGGUGUGCCUGCAUUCUGCCCAGUUUCUGAGGGUGGGUGGGGACCCUCUGUGGCUGGAGGGUUUGGAGGCAGCACCCCCACGCCUUCGUCUCCUUGACCACAUCAAUAAGGUGCUGGCCCACCAACCCUGGCUCACUGCCUGCUCAGACAUCCAGGUACAGUAACACAUUUUACAUCCCCAACAAGAAAGUAUCGAACGAUCGCCUGUUAUCAUUAUUAGAAAUUUAAAAUCUGUUUUUUUUAGCAUCCAGAUUAAAAUAUUCUCUUGUUCUUGUGGUCUAUCUUAUCCUCCAGACUCUGCUGAAGUCAGGCGAGCAGUGCUGGUCUCUGGCUGAGCUAGUUCAAGCCGUGGUGAUCCUGGCGCACUGCCACUCUCUCUGCAGCUUUGUAGUUGGCUGUGAAACAGACUCAGACUUUGUCCCUCUCUCAAAAUCUCCCAACGGUACCCCUCCAACCUUCUGCCCUUUCGACGCUACCAACGGCAACACCAACGUGCCUCAGUCUCUCGCUGCUCCCUCUGAACACAUUACACGGCGCCGGGUAACGACACACUCUGUUUUCAAGUGCUGUUCUUGACAUUUAUAAUGCUCUCAAAGUGCAAGAAACGUAAGAUAACUGAAACAACAACUUAAGUUUCAUACAAGAUGACCUGGCGAGACAUUCGUAAAAUAAUUCACCGUUAAUGGUUACAAAUUGUUCUGGAGAAGAUAAAUUCUGUUGGUUUCUAAUCUGUUUUUUUUUUAUGUGUAUCUUUCCUGGUGUCUCUCUACAGUCUCUAGACUCUGGCUGCGACAUGGUGUGUCUAAAGGAGAGGAUACAGAAGUCUCAGGAGGAGCGUGAAAAGAGAGAAGAGCGUCUUCUGCAGUCCCACACGCUCCAGCAAACAGGUAACCUACAAGCGCACCAUCAUCACUCACAUCUUCAUGAGGGUUAUGUCAAGUGUAACAUUCAGUUCACAUGGUGUGAAACUUGAUUACCACUCGUUACCCUUAUUUACGCACUCUCUCCGCAUCCUCCCCCUCCAUCUGCUUUGCUUUCGUCGUGUCUUUUUUUAGACAUGGAAGAAGAGGAGGAGAUGAUUUGCUUCGCAGACCCGACGUGUUUCAUCACAGACCCCAACUUCUGCUAUCACGAGUUUGCACGGAGGGAGGAGGACCACUUUCAAGUGUUUAGAGUUCAGGUUAGGACAAUAAAGCUUUGAAUUUAUCAGGAGGCAGGUGACGGAGACCAGUGGAGAUGUCUUUAUGAUUGUCUGGCAGCCUUUUGAGUGAUGUAAUAGGAAACCUGAAACAUCGAGGGACUUACCGCUCGGUCCAGCCAAAGCUUUUGAUCUCUUUAUCAGACUGCAGCCUUAACUUUAUAACACUUUGAGCUUUUACAGCGUUGUAAAUAGGGAGUUUCCUGAUUGAAAGUUUACUGUCAUAUGUGAUUUAACUCUGACUAAAGCAAAAAUGAAGCCUCUAAAUGAAUGAAACACUGCUACUCUUGAACAUUUGUUUUAUUUGAGAGCUGUUAAUCAGAACUGUGCUGUGUUGUAUUUCUCUUGCAGGACUACUCAUGGGAGGAUCAUGGCUUCUCCUUAGUCAACAGGUUGUAUUCAGACAUUGGGCACCUCUUAGAUGACCGGUUUAGGAGCGUGACCACCCUCUCUUCAUUGCACAGCCCUGACCUGAAAAGGGCCAUCUGGAACUACAUCCACUGUGUGCUAGGAAUUCGGUACGCAACAAUCUCUUAUCUAGCAUGUAUCAAAACUCUCUUUUUGUAUGUUGAGUAGAUGGUUGAAUCUUCUUUGUGUUCACAGGUACGAUGAUUACGACUAUGGAGAAGUGAAUCAGCUUUUGGAGCAAGAUUUGAAGCUCUACAUUAAGAACUUAGCCUGUUUCCCAGAUGCAACCAAAACUCCAGUGUGUCCACUGAGCUGGGCUCCACUUAAGAGCUCAGAACGGGUAAGAAGAAUUCAGCUUUUCUCACCAGUUUAACCCCCACCUUCUCCGUCACUCUGUCUCAAUCAUCUUUGAUAUCCCUUUUCUUUAGAUACAUGUGAAUCUACUCAUCAUGGAAGCCCGGCUGCAAGCUGAGCUGCUGUACGCUCUGAGAGCCAUCACCCAGUACAUGAUCGCCUGA
Xyrichtys novacula (pearly razorfish) is the source of this 9399-nucleotide messenger RNA. The record is from the annotation of a GenBank genome assembly. Lineage: Eukaryota; Metazoa; Chordata; Actinopteri; Labriformes; Labridae.